AUGCGGGAUGGUGGGGGCGGGCAAUGGGUCCCCGAUGGGAUGUCUGGAGUCUUAGACGAAACCCAGGCAAGGAUUCCGGUCUGUUUUCGAGUGACUUGGGGAACGGUGCAAACUCGAGAUAUCCAGCACUGUCUCGAGCUUCUUCAUGUUGGCUUCUCGUUUUGGUUGUGUUAUGGUAGGAUGCCCGUCCAGUGUUAG
Fusarium verticillioides 7600 is the source of this 198-nucleotide messenger RNA. RefSeq lists its product as hypothetical. The transcript has a single exon. NCBI's taxonomy places the organism in Eukaryota, Fungi, Ascomycota, Sordariomycetes, Hypocreales, Nectriaceae. Bases 1 to 198 code for a protein of 65 amino acids. The record is from RefSeq and is a predicted model, not a curated record.